AUGGCAUCUCCAUCUAAACAGAGCCGGAACUGGAGAACCAUGAUGAAUACCGAGAUGAGGAGCACAAUAUCCAGAGGCUGGCCAUCUUCUUUAAAGUGUUCCGUGGCUCCUGUGUCUAUGACCAUAAAUUCCGAUGGUAUUUACUGUCAGCGCGCCGACAUCCAGCAACCAGAAGAGUUAUUCGCCAAGGCGAAGAACUGGUUGGAGGUCAUUCAAAACGCACCACCCGACGAAAUACAGGAUGUGGUCACUAAGGAAAUUCAAGAGUCAAUGAUUCGAGCCAUCUAUGGAAGCAACCAAAUCGAGAGAGCCGGGUUAAAUCUGGAUAAUACCAUCCACCUUUGUCGACAGAUCCUCAAUGGCGAGGACGUGAGGCCAAUUGACGAGCGCGACUCAAAGUGCCAAUCUGCGCUUCUUGAGCUCUACCGUCGAGACCCGACCCUUCGGAACUUGCCCAGCCAGGACGUCCUACGGAGCCGCAACGAGGUGGUCCAACACGCCAAAGCGUUCCACUUUCUGAUCCACGCCUUCGUCGUUGAAAAGCAAGAUCUGACUGAGAGCCUAAUCAAAGAGACGCACCGCAUACUGGCCAAAGGUGUUCCCAUCACUGACUCAGAUGGCCCUGACGUCCAGCCGGAUGAGUAUGGGGGGAUAUACAGAACCGUUGUCGUAGGAGCUGGCACUACGAAUUUCACGGUCCCCAAGUUUGUUCCUGCCAAGAUGACGGAGAUGUGCGACAACCUCAAACAAGAGCUAGAAGAUGCGGAGAGGAACAAGGCCAUUGACCCUUUCUCAACCGCAUCCAAAUAUUCCCUCGAGUUCGUCCAGAUUCACCCAUUCAUGGACGGCAAUGGCAGAAUGUGCCGCAUGAUUCUCAAUGCCAUUCUCUGUCGAUAUGCUGGGGUGGUUGUACCAAUUGGAGAGCAAGCAGAAGAGCGGGAGGAGUAUAUGCAAAUCAAACGCGAGUCGAGCCAGAAGAUGGAAGGGCAUGGGGAUUAUGCUACGUUUGUUUUGGGAAGGGCUACGCGGCGAAUCCGGGAGAUGAAGAAGAAGCUUUCUGGGAAGAAGAUGAAAGCCUGA
Molecule: messenger RNA, 1080 nt
Organism: Clonostachys solani
Lineage: Eukaryota; Fungi; Ascomycota; Sordariomycetes; Hypocreales; Bionectriaceae
Source: the annotation of a GenBank genome assembly